AUGAACGAAUCGCCACUGGCCCGGGCAUCGACGCACCUCGCGCCGGCCCGGGGCCGCCCGCUCCGGUCGACGUCCGAAACGUCCCCCACGCGACACCGAAACACCGACGACCUUCUUUCAAAUCUGACCCCGCGAACGGUGGUCGAUGCCUUCCGGAACCCCUCGGGUACCCUGAGGGCCUGCAUGCAGGCGGCAACCCCGGCGGAGCAGGCCUUUGCCCUGCGGGUUGCCAUUGCCUCCAACAGCAUACACGAAUGGCUGGCCGAGCUGUCCGCUUGGUCGUGGCCCACGAGUGGGGGCUCUGCGGGAUUUGAGAUGCCCGCCGUGAAGAGGAAGCUUUUCGCGUCGCCCUCACCGCAACAACAAAAACAGGAAUACUACGGAAGCGUCCUGGCGUCCGACGUAGAAAGGUACGAGAGGCGCAUUGACCGCAUUGCGCAGGAGCUAGAGGAGCUCGAUAUCGAGGAGAUCAAGAGCCAGGUCCUAAACAACCACAUCAUGCCGCUUUCCCGGCCCGGGACCCCUAUGAUGGACUCAGCCCGCUCUGUCAUGUCUCUUUCUAGCAUUUCGAGGCUGGACGAUUUGACGGCCAUCGUCAUGGCCACGACUGUCCAGGCACUGCCGAAUCUUUCCAGGCUUGUUAGGCUCAUGGGUACUUGGAACUUUCGCCUCUUGGUGCUGCGCAAGAUCCCAGUCUUCCUGACGUCCAUUGCGGGUGCCGAGACCGCUUUGCAGUCUGGCUGGAAGACGAUCAACGCCCCCAAAGGCCAAAAUGGUGCAUCUCAUGCCGCGCCAGCACCCCUGUCUCGCGAGGAGUGCGACGUCAUGAAGGCUGUCUUGGGAAGCAAAGUCGCCAAGGCCGGUCGCGACCUGGACGCCAUGCUGGACAUGCUCGAGGGCCAACAAGACACCCUCCCGGCGGAAUGGAUUGACAGGAUAGACACGCUUGAGCAGGGGUACGGCGAAUGGACCGUGGCCUGUGACAGGAAGCUCAAGGAAGCUGACUUGGCUGCCGCGGCGGCUCGGGCUGCUCCCAAGAGCGUCCCGGCUGCUGUCAGUGCCCAGUCACUAGGCGGCGACGGAUCCAAUGACAGUGUGGACAGCCCCAGUUCUACGCCUGCUGUCCGGCCUCCAGUCAUCAAGGUUCAUCACACCGCUGACGACGGAACCGCUUCGACUGAUGAAGACUGCCCGGAUACUGACAACGAGUUUGAUGCGAUGACACCGGACGGAUCGGACGAUGUGGGGGAUUCCUCGGUGCUCGUAACCCGACCGGACGCACCAAACACAGAUGCACCCGGCUCCGACUCUGAACUCUCAGAUAUUGCGGAGGAUGGGGUGUUCCGGAUGGAAGACACAACAGGCUUGGAUGAGGGACCCAGCAUGUUUACGGACUCCUUUUCUAGUGACAUGAUUGACCAGAGCACGCCUGAGCGCCCCCGCCCGCGACCAACAGACGCCACCGAUAUUCCCGAGACGGACCCAUUCCGCUCGACCGCGAGGUCGUUCUCUGUGAGCUUUAACGACAUGCCCACUGUGGCGGAACUUCCGAGCUUCCCGAGCCCUCCGGGCACUCCGAGCAGGUCGGGCAUUGUGGAGGACGACGGGGUUACGGAGCCUAACACGCCCGUUGAGAGGAGCGUGCCCGGCUUGGACGACCAUUUGCAGAAGCAGAUUAGCGAGAUUCUCGAGUCGGUCCCGGCUAAAAUCCGGCUGUCUGCGGAGCUCCCGGCCGUCAACCUCAACCCGCCGGAUUUUAAGAUGCCCACGCUGCGGAGGAGCUCGCGGCCCGAGGUCAUUCACCGCACCCAGUCUAACACGUCCAUGCGCUCGGCCUAUUCUCGCUCCGCAACGCCAUCCUUCACACUUGCGCCUGUCCGUCGCCCGCGACAACAACGUGGGAACCAGGAGAUCAAGAUUUAUCACCUCUCCCGGUCCACCGGUGAGGCACCCAUCAAGUUGUUCAUCCGUUGCGUGGGAGAGCACGGCGAGCGGGUCAUGGUGCGGGUGGGUGGUGGUUGGGCCGACCUGGGGGAGUACCUCAAGGAAUACGCCAGCCACCAUCUCCGCCGCGCUGUCGCUCCGGGCGCAGAUAGCAAGGUCGAGGUCAAGGACAUCCCUCGCCCCGGAUCUGUCCGCCCCGCCGAUUCCACGCCGCCGAGCCGGCCAUCGUCCGCCAUGGAUUCUCACUCCCCCAUCUCCCCCUUGAAACUCCGCAAAACGCGCAACCCGGCGGCAGCCGACGACGAGCCCCAUCGCCAACACCGACGGGCGUCCGCCGCACGGCCCAAAACGCCGCUCGCCAACAUCAGCAAGCUCUCAGCCACCCCACCCUCGGACGCGUCGUCGUCCGUCCGGUCGUGCUCGAGCUCGCGUGUCAGCUGGGACGAGGAGGACGCGACGACCGCGCUAGGCAUGGCCGGCCCGCGCGCCAAGCGGAUCGAGAUGAGCGAGGAGAGAAAGGCGUGGGUCGAGACCAUUGAGCGGAAGGUCCGGAUUGCCAGUUACGAGCGGAAGCCGGCUCCUACUCCGUCUCUGCAUGCCCCUGCGAACGGCCAUGCUACGCGUCCUGCUAGUGCUGCGGCUGGUGAUCUGGGCGGGGCCGGGUUGGAGGCGAGUUUGAUGGACCGCGGGAGGGCGGACGGGAAAGGGAAGGGGGGGAUGUUUGGGGAGAUGGGGAAAGCUGGGAGCACGACAAGGUUAUUUAGGAAGGCUGGAUAA
Molecule: messenger RNA, 2721 nt
Organism: Dichotomopilus funicola
Lineage: Eukaryota; Fungi; Ascomycota; Sordariomycetes; Sordariales; Chaetomiaceae
Exons: 1
Coding region: 1-2721 (906 amino acids)
Molecular function (GO): microtubule binding
Source: RefSeq, a predicted model, not a curated record